GCUAUUGGUAUAAUGAUCGUGGUUGCUAUUGUCAACCCAUACCUCAUAAUACCCGGUAUAUUUCUAUUUGCACUAACAAUAAUCAUCAGGGGUAUUUACAUCAAGAGUGCCCGGGACAUAAAGCGUCUGGAGGGCUUAACCCGUAGUCCAGUCUAUUCACACGUCAGCACUACCCUUAACGGGUUGGCCAGUAUCAGGGCAUACGGUGCUCAGCAGGCUUUCCGGGAUCAGUUUUACACCUACCAGAAUGACCAUAGUGCCACGUGGUUUGUAUUUUUGGGUGCAUCCAGGACACUGGGACUAUUAGCUGACUGGUUAUGCGUGGCAUACCUGGCCGCUAUUGCUGCCGUAAUCAUGGCCUAUCAGCAUGCCCUUAUGCUCACCGGUCAGACCCAGUUUGGUGUCCGACAGUCGGCGGAACUGGAGUCCCAAAUGACAUCAGUCGAGCGUAUCAUUGAAUACACUAAACUACCCCAAGAGGCGGCCCUCGACUCGGACGCCCAGCACCGGCCCCCACAAGACUGGCCCCAAACCGCACGCAUAUCACUGGACCGGAUGUCCCUCUACUACGACAACGAGAAGCCUGUCCUCAAAGAUAUCACAUGCGAGAUAAGGGGCGGCGAGAAGAUCGGUAUCGUCGGCCGUACCGGUGCCGGCAAGUCGUCCAUCAUAUCGGCCCUGUUUCGCAUGGCUGAGCCCACGGGCCGUAUACUCAUCGACGGCGUCGACACCAAAUCCAUUGGUUUACACGACUUGCGACGCGAGAUAGCUAUCAUACCUCAGGAUCCGGUGGUGUUCUCGGGAUCCAUGCGCCGCAAUCUCGACCCCUUCCGGGAGUACUCCGAUGAGGACAUGUGGGAGGCCCUCGACGAGGUACAGCUCCGGCAUGUGGUGAAUGAGCUACCGGGCCGUCUGGACGCCGAGCUCAGUGAGGGCGGCGGUAAUUUUAGUGUGGGUCAGCGCCAGUUGGUGUGUUUGGCCAGGGCCAUUUUGCGUAGGAAUAAGAUCCUGGUGCUCGAUGAGGCCACGGCUAAUGUGGACCACCAAACCGAUGCACUCAUUCAGCGGACAAUACGUAAUAAUUUCAGUAACUGUACGGUACUUACCAUCGCUCACAGGCUUAACACGAUUAUCGAUUGCGACCGCGUAUUGGUGUUAGACGCCGGACAACUACAGGAGUUUAAUGAGCCCUUCAAACUGCUCGACCAAAAGGGCUCUUUCUAUGACAUGUGCCAAAAGACUGGCCCCGAUAUGUAUAACCAUUUAUAUAAUUUGGCCAGGGAUGCACAUAACUUAAGGCUAUCAACUGGCACACAGUUGUAAAUUGUGAUCAAUAUUUUUAAAGUUUUUACUUAAAAUUGGUUUUCAAAUACUUAUUUUUAUUAAUAAUGUAUCAAGAAAAUUUAAUUUAACACAAU
Oppiella nova is the source of this 1418-nucleotide messenger RNA. NCBI's taxonomy places the organism in Eukaryota, Metazoa, Arthropoda, Arachnida, Sarcoptiformes, Oppiidae. The record is from the annotation of a GenBank genome assembly.